AUGGGUGCAAGUUCGGCUUUUUAUUUGAUGAUCCGAGCUGGACUAUUGGAUGGCACGGAAUCGGCGUCGACAUUUUUGAAAGAUGCGCAGGAUGCUAAGAAUAAUACUCUCGCGGAAGGAAUUAUAGAAAACUUGGUGUUUGCAGAAAGCAAAUCGGUCAGGACAUCGACUGUUAUUCUAGCAGCUUUUAAUGUACUGGCUUCGUUUGCAACGGCAGCCAGUAUCCUUUAUGAUUCUUACUGGGCCUCGAAGCGGUGCAACCCGAAGUUCAAAGCUUCGCAAUUCUGCGUUUCGAUGAUACACCCGGCGGAAACUUUUCCUUUGGUACUAUCUAUUGGUAUUGUAAUUCAAGGAAUUAUCUUUGCUGCAGUUCAAGGAGAGGGACUUAAUUCAUUAUUUACAUCCGGAUGCAGUAUUAUCGCUCAAUUCAUGUGGAUUGAUGCUUUGCUUCAUUUCUAUGCCGCCGGUGUCUCCCUGGUCAGGAAUGCACCUCAGACACCGACCGAAAGUUUUCCAUCCGAGCACACGAGAAAACAAUCAUACUCUCUUUUCCCCGCACCAGCUCUCCAAAGUCCCAACACACUAUUGCCUCCUCGCAUGAACAGAUCUGCUUUCGAAUCAGUGUACGAUAUCAGCGACCUUUCAGACCUGGAAGCGCCUCCCUCACUCCAAGGAAAAAGAGGCCAUAGAAGAGGCUCUUCUGUAGCUUCAUCAGCAACAGUACAAAUCGGUAUCCGCUUCUCACAUGCACCACCACCUCCCGCUGUUCCGGGAAUGCUCCCUAUCGCCGUCCCAUCAUCAACUGACAAAGCAAGUGGACUCCCCGCCUCGACUUUUCAAGCCCUCGCUCUCCCCCCGACAACUUAUGCUCCCACAUCAAAGUUCAACCCCGCCACGCAGACCACGUCUGCUCCACCUAGGAUUCUUCUACCUCCAAUAAAAACAACAAACCUCGCCAAAAACAUCAUUCCAAUCCCACCUCGCUCACCUUUCAGGCCUUCUGUUGAUACAAACACCGCAACUCAACAAUUCCCAAAAAGAUCAAAUCCUUCUCGCAUUAACUCUCCGCAACAAUCCCCAUCCUAUAUAAACAAAACCCUCCCGGCAACACCCAAACCCAUUGCUCCAAAACAACCAGCCAUCGAACGUUUAGAACAAUCCAAAGCAAUCAUCCAGCUUAGCCCUACUGUGUACACGCCACCUAAAAGUUUACUGCAAAGAAAUGGUUCUGCAAAGGCCGUUCUCCCGGGCUCGGACUUUAACCGCCGAGAUUCAAAGUUUGGACAGGCGAGUAGGGAUCAAUGGAUAUGA
Sclerotinia sclerotiorum 1980 UF-70 is the source of this 1311-nucleotide messenger RNA. RefSeq lists its product as hypothetical. Lineage: Eukaryota; Fungi; Ascomycota; Leotiomycetes; Helotiales; Sclerotiniaceae. The transcript is spliced from 5 exons. Bases 1 to 1311 code for a protein of 436 amino acids. The record is from RefSeq and is a predicted model, not a curated record.